UCGGAAGCAAUACAAACGGCGUGCAGUAGCGGGAAAGAUUGUGUCAGUCACUUCAGAACGUGGGGCCACCGUUGGUUUGUUGAUCCGCUGGGCUCUUCCUGGUCUCUGCUCCUGGGUGUCUCCCUCGCGCUGCUGUUUUUGAGUUUUUGAGACCUUUUGGGUAGCUUUGCUGGCUUAGUGAGGAGUAAAAGAAAAGAAGGGGCUGGAGCAAGAGCAUGUCGCACAGGUCAUGUCAUUCCAUAGAAUAAACCUCAUCCCUGCAUUGGUUCGGAGCCCAGUGCAGAGAAUCCAGUGUCUGUUAAUCUGUACAUGGGCAGUGUGGGGGACCAGUUGAAUUGGCCAAUUUGGGUAAGUGGGAGCGGAGAAGGUGAAUCAGCUGGUGUUUCUGAUUGCACGAGUUUUCGACGAGGAGAAUUCAGAGAUCAGGAUGAGAGUGACGAGGAAUCGGUCUGUGAAGUGAGGGUUUUUCUAGCAGCUGGGAGAUAUUGGCUGGUAUUACCGCAAGGGACUUUUUGGAUGGAAGAGGGAUUGGAUUGAGUAAUUGAGGUGACUAUGACGCGUAGCCCGGGAUGCGAGUGCGAGGGGUUUGUGUUGUAGGAAUUAAGUGUAAAUUUUGAUUUGACUACCUCGUCAGCUAGGAUAUUGGUGGAAGAUUUGGUGUCGAAGUGCUUGUUGGGAGAUGGCGACGUAGUUGGAUUUGGUCAUGGAGGCAGUGGAAAGGAGAAGGGGGAGGAUGAAACUCUGUGGUGGAGAUUGUGAAGUAGCGAAGAAAAAGUUGACUCAAUUUUGUAAUCUUGAUAGGUUUCAAAGAAAAUUGUGAAGUUGGCAUUAGGGCAAGUGAUGCUGCCAGACAACAGGAUGUCUACCCCGAUUGCCCGGUGUUCAUUCUGUCAAGAUCAUUGGUUCGGAGUUGUACGAACAAACGAAUUUCGAAAUGUGUCGGUGCGUCAUUCAGUCAAUAAAUGUAAUUUUCGUAGAAGUAGCAAUGUUUAUGUGAUACCCAAUUCAUCUUCUUUGCGACCCAGAGCAUCAGGGCCCCCGCCCUUCAAUCCCUUGCAGUAUCAGUCAUACUCGGUUCCUUCGCUUAAUUGGCGUAACAAGGGUGUCCGGAAGUUGGAGGGGUACAUGUACAAGAAACCGGAGACUGUUCAGAGGGGCAAGCCUGCAGAGUUCUCAGAAUCGACGGUUGCAUCUCUUUUCUCCGAGCAUGCUGGAUUGCCGCCUAGACCACGAAGAAUAAUACUCGUGCGUCAUGGUGAAAGCUUAGGAAAUGUUGAUGAAAGUGCUUACACACGAAUUCCUGACUCAAAGAUCUGUCUGACGGAGAAGGGAUGGAAACAAGCAGUGAAGUGCGGGAAGGAUAUACGGGAGCUCAUCGAGGGAGACCAAAGUGAUGACUGGAAAGCUUACUUUUAUGUGUCACCUUACAAGCGCACGUUGCAAACGUUACGUGGAAUUGGAAUGGCUUUCGAGCGAGAGCGCAUAGCAGGUGUAAGGGAAGAGCCUCGUUUGCGAGAGCAGGAUUUCGGCAACUUCCAGGACAGGGAGCGAAUGAGGGUUGAGAAAGCUAUCCGUCUUCGUUAUGGACGAUUUUUCUACCGAUUUCCGAAUGGUGAAUCCGCUGCAGAUGUUUAUGAUCGCAUCACAGGGUUUCGAGAAACUUUGAGAGCAGAUAUUGAUGUUGGUCGAUUUCAGCGGCCAGAGUCACGCUCCAAGAACAUGAACCUGGUCAUUGUGUCGCACGGCCUGACACUUCGAGUGUUUUUGAUGCGUUGGUACAAGUGGACCGUGGAGCAAUUUGAGGGUCUCUACAACUUUGGAAACACGGAGAUGCUGGUUAUGGAGCUUGGACCUGGAGGCAGAUACAGCUUGACAAUGCAUCAUUCAGCAGAUGAGCUCAGAGCCUUCGGCAUGACUGAUGAUAUGAUAGAGGACCAAGAAUGGCAGAAGUUAGCACGACCAGGGGAGUUAAAUAACAAUUGGGACACUAUGGAGCCGUCAUUUUUCCACCACUUCGAUGCAGCUGCUGAAGGCCUGGACUUGGAUGCUAUUCCGGAUGACAUUAUCCGGAACCCACCAAUGAAUGGCUCCUCUCAAUCAAAUAGUUUCAAAUACUACAAAGAGUAACUGUUUUAGGUCUAUCAUUGAUUGCUUCCAAUCUCUAGUGAAUUUUCUUAAAUGAAGAUAGAGCAGUGCUUGGUGGAGGACAAAGGAUCUGAAACUCCCUGCCUUUUCGACAUAGAGCCAGUCGUGCUCCGUGUAUUCGAUCUAAGAACAUGCAUGGCAGAACUUGGGUAAGUGACAACUUCAUACCCAACAGAGUUUUAAGAUGGAGCAGUUGGGCACUGGGUCAGCAGACCACAACGAAAAGAUUUGACCAGCUUAUAAUCAUUACAGAUUAUAAGCCAUAUUGAAGUGAAGAGAGCAUACUCUGGAAGUACCACUGGCUUGGCAGCAGUUGCAUAUUAUUCAAUUGAAAGUGGUGUGUAGAAUAGUGCUUUGAUCGGAGGAUGAAAGACGGAUCGUAAUGGUUUAUCAAGUGGAAUCAUAAUAUUCAUAAAGCAGGAACUCUGCCAUUGUUUGAUUGAAAAUCAGCAGGUGCUAUGAAAAAGUAUCCCCGUGUUUUUUAA
This is a messenger RNA of Physcomitrium patens, 2630 nucleotides long. Its product is annotated as phosphoglycerate mutase-like protein AT74H. Lineage: Eukaryota; Viridiplantae; Streptophyta; Bryopsida; Funariales; Funariaceae. Gene Ontology annotation, molecular function: catalytic activity. The record is from RefSeq and is a predicted model, not a curated record.